This is a messenger RNA of Anguilla rostrata (American eel), 744 nucleotides long. RefSeq lists its product as uncharacterized. Lineage: Eukaryota; Metazoa; Chordata; Actinopteri; Anguilliformes; Anguillidae. Gene Ontology annotation, molecular function: hydrolase activity. Bases 68 to 589 code for a protein of 173 amino acids. The transcript has 5 exons. Gene Ontology annotation, cellular component: cytoplasm; mitochondrion. The record is from RefSeq and is a predicted model, not a curated record.
UGCGCAUGCGCCAUGGAGUGUGUUUGUUUGGGUUUGUGCAGUUCGAUUGAACUCAGGAGUCACUGCAAUGAACAGUCUGCUGCUACGUCUGCGUUCGCGAUUUACUGAAAGGACCAUACUUAACUUCUCGGCUUUGCUUCUUGCAAGUAGAAUUCACUGUUGUGCAGAGAGAAGCUUUUGCACUACACCGAAGGACGAGGUGACGAAAGCACGCCAUGCGGAUGAAGCCAGAAGGAAGUACGGAAACCUGGCUCCGACUAUUUUCAGUAAAGUGAUCGACAAAUCCAUCCCUGCAGACAUCAUCUAUGAGGACGACAAGUGCCUGGCAUUCCGUGACAUCAGUCCCCAAGCACCGGUCCACUUCCUGGUUAUUCCUCGGACUCCUAUCCCAAGAAUCAGUGCGGUGGAGGAUGACGAUGCACAGCUCUUGGGACACCUCUUGGUUGUGGCCAAAAACGUGGCUCAGAAAGAAGGUUUGGUGGAGGGAUACAGAGUAGUGAUUAACGAUGGAAAGCACGGAGCCCAGUCUGUUUAUCACCUCCACAUCCACGUUUUGGGUGGCAGGCAGAUGUCGUGGCCCCCAGGCUAGGAGGGGCUCUUCCUGGGGGACCCUGGGGCUCGUGGGCCAGCCUUCAGCAGGUGUGCUAACCCAUGUACACCUGCACAGAUCCACACAUCCCCACUUCACUGAGAGGAUUUACCAGAAAACUGAUUAAAUAAAACACUGUACUCUUCAGUUUGAAA